Vigna unguiculata (cowpea) is the source of this 1090-nucleotide messenger RNA. RefSeq names its product protein EXORDIUM-like 2 pseudogene. NCBI's taxonomy places the organism in Eukaryota, Viridiplantae, Streptophyta, Magnoliopsida, Fabales, Fabaceae. The record is from RefSeq and is a predicted model, not a curated record.
CAACACAAACGAAAUCUCUAUUCUCUCACUGCCAUAGAUAAAAAUGGAUUCCAAAUAUUUGUUAGCCAUGUUGUUGUGUUGUGUUCUGCUACAGCUGAAGCCCAGCUUGGGGGCGCAGCAGAAGCUCGAGCUCAAAUACCACAACGGCGUUCUCCUCAAGGGACGUUACACCGUUGAUAUAUUAUGGUACGGGAGCUUCACCCCGAUCCAACGCUCCAUAAUUGUCGACUUCAUCAACUCCUUGAGCUUCCCCUCCGGGGCCCAAUCACCCACCGUGGCGUCGUGGUGGCAGACGACGGAGAAGUACAAGGGCGGCGGCACCACGACGCUGGCCGUGGGAAAGCAAAUAAUGGAACCAUACUCUCUCGGGAAGCACCUCAGCGAGAAACAACUAUACGACCUGGCAUCACGCAUCAAGGACCUCUCUGCAAUAAGCCUUGUUCUCACCGCAAAAGACGUGGCGGUGGACGGCUUCUGCAGUGGCCGCUGUGGAACCCACAAAUCCAUCAGCGGGAUGACCCCCUACGUGUGGGUCGGCAAUUCCGAGACCCAGUGUCCGGGCCAAUGCGCCUGGCCCUUCCACAAGCCCAUUUCCGGCCCACAGACGCCGCCGUUAGUUGCACCUAACGGUGACGUGGGCGUGGACGGCAUGAUCAUAAACAUUGCAACUCUGUUGGCCGGAACCGUGACUAACCCCUUCAACGGUGGGUAUUAUCAGGGUCCGUCGACGGCGCCGUUGGAGGCCGUUUCGGCUUGCACGGGGAUUUUCGGGAGCGGGGCGUAUCCGGGUUACCCGGGGAAGACUCUGGUGGACCGGGCGACGGGAGCGAGCUAUAAUGCGCAGGGCAGUCACGGGAGGAAGUUCUUCUUGCCGGCGAUGUGGGACCCACAGACCUUCCAAUGCAAGACGUUGGUCUGAAGGAAGACUUAAGUCAACGAAGCUUAAGCUGGUGUUUUGUUUUGGUGUUAAGUGUUGCGUGUAAAUUCCUUUCUGCAAGGUCAAAUCAUUGAAAUACAUGGAACAAUAAGAUGAAGGAAAAACAUUUUUAUUUAUAUGAAUCAAUCAUAUCUAUCUUGUAAUUUCGAAUUC